Rotaria sordida is the source of this 687-nucleotide messenger RNA. The record is from the annotation of a GenBank genome assembly. NCBI's taxonomy places the organism in Eukaryota, Metazoa, Rotifera, Eurotatoria, Philodinida, Philodinidae.
AUGCAUGAUAAUGUUCAAGCAAAAGAUGCAAAUGUAUCUAAUACAUUCAAUCGUAAUGAAUAUGAACAAUUAGCUAAAAUAGAUCUUCCAUCUAUACCAGUACAUAACGAUACUAGUCGAGAUAAUGAAGGUGCGGAUCAUGAUUCUGACCCCUUAAGAAAUAAUGGACGAGGAUCACAUGAAGCUAAUUCUCAAAAUUAUGCUGCUGAAACAAAUGGAACACAUGGUAUACCAAUAGAAGAAUUUCAACAAGUAGUUCUUGAUCAACAUAAUAAAUAUCGUACACAAAUGAAAGCCAAUAAACUUCAAAAUAAUAAUGAUUUACAUGAAAAAGCACAAAUACGUGCACAUGCUGAAGCUAAUGAACAGCCAAUACAAUUAUCCAAUGAUUAUAAUGAAAAUAUUUUUGUAGUUGAUACAGGCGAUCCAUCGAAAAUAACUGGUGAACAUAUCGUCGCUGCUUGGUAUGAAGAACGUCAUAAUUAUAAUGCUAAAAAUGAAUCUUCAGCUCCGCAUUUUUCACAAUUAAUAUGGAAAAUUUCAAAAGAAUUAGGUAUCGGUCAUGCUUAUAAUGGUCAAAGAUUAUUUGUUGUUGCUCUUUAUAAACCUCCUGGAAAUAUUCGUGGUCAAUUUCCUGCAAAUGUCGAUUUUAAUGCUAAUGAUGAACACAAACCAGCGACUAGAUAA